CUCUCUCUCUCUGUGAAAAAGCCGUCCAAACAAAACGCCACCCAAAGAGAGAGAGAGAGAGAGAGAGGGAGAGAGAAAGCUAGAAACCAAUAUAACGUAACUGAAUCUCAUGGACUCCCACUCUCAGAUCUUGAGCAAACUAUAGCCAUAGAGCCAUAUAGCCAUAGCAAUAUCCAUUUCUUUUUCCCAAAGAUUUCCUCCAUUUCCCUCGAGAUUCUCCCUCGCUCUUCCAAGAAUCUGCCAGCUCCAUUCCGAUCCCUUACUCGUCCAUUUUGGUUGAGUUUUCGCCGGAUUCGAACUCGGCUUUCUGGCUCUUCCUCGAAGCGGUAGAGUUUCGCGUUCUUGCUCUUCUGAUUCCGCGAUUUUCGGCGGGUAUCGGACCGUUUCUUGUCCGUUCUCUCUCCGGCAUUCUCUGUUUCGGGCUGUACGGAGCGAGUAUCUAGCGGUUUUCGUCCGAUUUCGGUGAUUUUUGCUUGCAGGAGUCGUUGUGAGGGUUUUAUUAGGAUUUAAUGGCUUGAAGUUCGGUUGUGGAUUUUGGCGAGGGAGGGAUUGGUUGGGAGGUUGGCAAUGAAGGUAGUGAUGGUGUAGUGGCUUUGAGGUAAAUAUGGACGAUAGAGGAGGGUCAUUUGUCGCUGUCCGGAGGAUUUCGCAAGGUCUGGAGCGAGGCAACACCUGCCAUUCAACUUCUGCUGAAGUUGUGGCAGGAUCAGCAGCAUGGCUUGGCCGAGGACUUUCUUGUGUGUGUGCACAGAGAAGAGAGAAUGAUGCUCGUCCCUCAUUUGAUUUAACGCCUGCCCAGGAGGAAUGCUUGCAGAGGCUACAGAGCCGUAUAGAUGUUGCCUAUGAUAGUUCAACUCCUGAGCAUCAGGGAGCUUUAAGGGCUUUAUGGAAUACUGCUUUUCCUGAAGAGGAACUACGUGGUUUAAUAUCUGACCAGUGGAAAGAUAUGGGUUGGCAAGGGAAAGAUCCAUCAACAGAUUUUAGAGGUGGUGGUUUCAUAUCAUUGGAGAAUUUGUUGUACUUCGCCAAGAAUUUUCCGAAAUCCUUCCAGGAUCUUCUCCGAAAGCAGGAAGGCGAUCGGUCAGUGUGGGAAUACCCUUUUGCUGUAGCUGGUGUGAAUAUCACGUUCAUGCUUAUUCAAAUGCUUGAUCUGGAAGCAGUGAAACCAAGAACACUGGUGGGAGCUACAUUUUUGAAGUUUCUGGCAGAAAAUGAUUCAGCAUUUGAUCUUCUAUAUUGCAUCACCUUCAAGCUAAUGGAUCAUGAAUGGCUUUCUAUGCGUGCAUCAUACAUGGAUUUCAAUACCGUGAUGAAAUCGACGCGGCGGCAGCUGGAAAAAGAGCUUUUGCUUGAAGACAUAACAUGGUUGGAGGACCUGCCCUCAUACAGCCUUCUUACACGAUAGUAGAUCAGUUUGCUAGAGUUUUAACAAGCCAAUUAUGUAACAGCAAGAUUCAUGCACUUGUUUUUAGCUUUAGAUAGUAUUUGUAUAUGAUGUGGUGUUCCUCAUUUUGACACUGCUUGCUCCCAAGACAGACAGCGUGUUGCGAUUUGAUUUCUCAAAAAGAGGGUUUCUUGAGUUUGUAAGGCUGAGACGAUGUGCAAAGAAUAAUUUCAAUCAGCAGGUUUAAACCCUGCAGUUAACCUUUUACAAAGGUGAAGACCA
Molecule: messenger RNA, 1666 nt
Organism: Corylus avellana
Lineage: Eukaryota; Viridiplantae; Streptophyta; Magnoliopsida; Fagales; Betulaceae
Product: ELMO/CED-12 family protein
Source: RefSeq, a predicted model, not a curated record